AAUGAGGAAGCGCCAGAGCCAUUUUCACUGUUGAGUAAGAGCACGCUGCUCUCAGCGAGAGACCGAGAGAAAGAAAGUGCGCAUUCUGGAUUUUACCAAGACGUCUUCGCUGGUCUUCGCUCUACCCCGCUUGCUGGCACCCCAGUGGAGGCGGUUUGUGUGAGCAAGGCCUGAGGGUGGACACACAAUGGGGCGAAGUGCCUGUGGCAAAUGGGCCGUUGUGCUGCCGACGGGGGGAGGGGGUAGAGAGCCGACCGGCGCACAGAGCUAACAGAUCCAGCCAGUCUCGGGCCUCUCUCUCUAACACUCGUGAACAGAAACUCCGAUCAGAGGCUUCUCAGGAACGAAAAACCUCUUUCUCUCAGGAAUAUGGUGGACUAAAUAUGGAUUAACAUGUAUUUGGCGCAGUGGAUUUUGGGACACAUACGUCAGAACUGGAGAUUUGAGAGCGAGAAGUCGCUGUGUUUUGGGAUUGAGUGACGAACUUUUCUUGCCUUAGUUCCCCUUUUGUUUUGGUUUUGCUUUUGUGCCGUGAGGAGCUCCUAAAUGGAUUACAAAAUGCAUUCCAAGUCUAACGAUUUGCUGGAUUUUCAGACACUGGAUGCCCUUUUGGAAAAAAUUGCACAUUGCCCUGUCCCUGUUAAAAGAGAGUCCAGCGAGGAGUGCAAUGGAAUUAGCGGUGCUCUCCCUGUGGAGCCCGCGCCCGGCUCGAGACUGAACGAGUGGUGUCCUGCCGCACCCCCUCCUGUCCCUCUGCCCGCGCUCCACCCCACCAGUAUGGGGGACGGCCUGGACGCAGUGCAGAUGUCGGGGAGCAGCAGCAGUCAGGGGCAGACCUCGUCCCAGGCCCCAAUGCUCUACAACCCCUCUGCUUCAGAAUCCGACAACCCUGCCCGACCCAAGCGCCAGACCAACCAGCUGCAGUAUCUGCUAAAGGUGGUGCUGAAGAGCCUGUGGAAGCACCAGUUCGCUUGGCCUUUUCAUUCUCCUGUCGAUGCCGUUAAGCUGAAUCUGCCUGACUAUUAUAAGAUAAUCAAGAAUCCUAUGGACAUGGGAACAAUCAAGAAACGACUAGAGAACAAUUUCUACAUUAAUGCCCAAGAAUGUAUUCAAGACUUCAACACCAUGUUUACUAACUGCUAUAUUUAUAAUAAGCCUGGGGAUGACAUAGUCUUAAUGGCAGAGGCACUGGAAAAGGUGUUCCUCCACAAGAUCUCAGAGAUGCCCCAGCAGGAGGUCGAAAUCAAGACCAUGACCGGCAAGGGUCGCGGCCGGGGCAGGAGGGAGCCAGAUAUGAACAUGAAGGUAGGAGCUAGCCUGGACUCUUCACCUUCCCCUUUAACACGUGGCCUUUCCAGCCUUCCACCUGGGCCACAAAUAAGACCACCGACACAGGGUCCGCCUACUUUACCUCCCCAGACUGCCAUGCAAGCCUUGCCCCCUCGGGUGCCCCUUUUGCUCCCUCGGGUGCCCCCUCGGGUACCCCCUUCGCUCCCUCGGGUUCCCCCUUCGCUCCCUCGGGUUCCCCCUUCGCUCCCUCGGGUGCCCCCUUCGCUCCCUCGGGUGCCCCCUUCGCUCCCUCGGGUUCCCCCUUCGCUUCCUCCCCACGUGCCGCAAUUAGGGCCACCUUUUUCUUUGGGACCCACUGACUGCAGCCCACAAGUCCCCAUGACGGCCGUGCCUCCUCCUCCGCCCCCAAGCCAGACCGCUUUGCCGCCCAUGCACAUGCAGCAGAGCGCUGGUCCCAUUCUACCAGGUCCCAUUCUACCAGGUCCCAUUCUACCAAGCCCCAUCCCAAUGGCUACCAAACAGAGAAAAAGUCAGAAAAGGAAAGCAGACACAACGACACCUACUGCAAAUGACCAGCUGAGCGAGUCGUCUCCUGCCGAGUCAAAGUCGGGGAAAACUCUGCCACGCCGGGAGAACGCACGACCACCUAAACUACCCAAAAAAGAGGCGCCGGACUCCCAGCACCAUUGGGGGACUGGGACCCCUAGCCCCAAGCAACAAGAGCAGUUACGCUACUGCUCGGGCAUGGUGAAGGACAUGUUUGCUAAGAAGCAUGCAGCUUAUGCCUGGCCUUUUUAUAAGCCAGUGGAUGUGGACGCUUUGGGGCUGCACGAUUACCAUGACAUCAUUAAACAUCCCAUGGAUCUUAGCACCAUUAAGGACAAGUUGGAAAACAGACAGUACAGGGAUGCUCAGGAGUUUGCAGCAGAUGUGCGGUUAAUGUUCUCCAACUGCUACAAGUACAACCCUCCGGAUCACGAAGUGGUGACAAUGGCACGCAAACUGCAGGACGUGUUUGAGAUGCGCUUUGCUAAAAUGCCUGAUGAGCCAGAGGAACUGACGGCGCCCGCCCCUGCGGCUGUGCUCCACCCGGCUCCUGUAAAGACGCAGCCGCCCAUGGGCACAGCCUCAUCCUCUGACAGCUCCAGUGACUCCUCGUCUGAAUCAGAAUCAUCCACGGAUGACUCUGAGGAGGAGAGAGCUCAGAGGCUGGCAGAACUUCAGGAGCAGCUGAAAGCGGUUCAUGAGCAGCUGGCUGCCUUGUCCCAGCCUCAGGCCAGCAAACCAAAGAAGAAAGAGAAAGAAAAGAAAGAGAAGAAGAAAGAGAAGCACAAAAAGAAAGCAGGAGUCAUGUCAACACUGGAGGAGAUCCUGGAGCCACCUCCUGCCCUCAAGGCUCUGGGAAAGCCCAAGAACAAGACUGAUGCUCUGCCCAAGAAGCCCAAAAAGCUUAGGGAGAAAAAAGAGGGAGGCAAGGGUAACCGCUCCAUGGCUCCCUUAGGCAUGGCCCCACCCACCCUGCAGCCGGUGACAGGCCUGGAUUCUGAGGAGGAUCUGGGUUUGGCCGGAGGGCAGGCGAUGGCAGGCAUGACCGCAGCAGAGAAGUGUAAGCCAAUGUCAUAUGAAGAGAAGAGACAGCUGAGUUUGGACAUAAACAAGCUGCCUGGUGAUAAACUGGGCCGCGUGGUCCACAUCAUCCAAUCACGCGAGCCCUCGCUCAAAAACUCCAACCCGGACGAAAUCGAGAUCGACUUUGAGACGCUGAAGCCCUCCACGCUGCGGGAGCUGGAGAGAUACGUAUCGUCCUGUCUUCGUAAGAAAAAGAAGCCUGCUGCUCCAGAGAAGUCCAUGGAGACAAUGAGUGGUGCAAAAACGAAAGGCUCCUCAUCAGAGUCGGGCAGUAGCAGUGAGUCCAGCUCUUCUGAAAGUGAAGACUCUGAGACGGGGAUGACUUCCAAGUCAAAGAAGAGAGGCCGAGGUGAAGGCAAGAAGUCUCAUCACCAGGCGAUGGCUCCAGGAAUGCCACAGCUUUCCCAUCAACCCCAGACACCCGUGCUGCAACCCACCGCUCAGCUGAAGCAGCAGCAGCAGCAGCAUCCUUCUCCUGCCGCUUACAUGGCUCCUCCCGUCACCGCGCUGGAGCCCUCACAAAUGCUGGAAAACCCUUUUGACCCCCUGGCCCACUUCGGUCAGUCCCUCAUGCACCUUCCCCAUCACGCUAAUGACUCGUCCUCCCCCGCACCCCCUCACCUUAACGCUCACCCUCAAGGAGGCCCUGUGUCACCUGAGACGCACCCAUUCCUCAACCAGCACCCGAUCCUUCCUUCUCCAGCCCUACACAACGCAAUGCCCCAGCAGCCUUCACGGCCCAGUAAUAGGGCAGCUGCGCUACCUCCUAAACCUCCGCAACAAAACGCACCCCAGCAGCAGCAGCAACCCCAGCAGACCCUGCCGCAGCAGCUCCAGGCCCAACAACCCGCACCUCCUCCCCAGCACCACCUCCCUCCACACCUCCUGCAGCCUCCUCAGCAGAUCCGUCAACGGCCCCUCUCCCCUCCCACUCUCACUCCCCAGGGUCUCCUCUCCUCCCAGCCUCCACAGAUGCUGCUGGAGGACGACGAGGAGACUGUUCCCUCCAUGCCCCUACCCUUGUACCUACAGCAUCUUCAGCCGAACCGCAUGCAGCAGCAACAGACGGCUUCGUUAAUGCAGUCUCUGCAGAGCAGACAGCAGCCGGGGCAGCCGUCUCUGCUGCAGUCAGUGCAGGUUCAGUCGCAGCUGGGCCCGCAGGCCUCCCUGCCCCCGCCGCAGCUCACCAUACAGACUCAGCAGUCAGCACCGCACCAGCCCUCGCCACAGCUCUCGCAGCAUCAGGCCAGACACAUGCAGCACUCGCAGCAGCUGAGCUUUUCUCAAGGCCCAGCGCAGACCACGCAAACGCAGCCCAGUCAACACAAAGUCGCCAUGCCCCCCACGAAAGCACAGCAGAUCAUCCAGCAGCAACAGCAGACGCAGCAGCAGCAUCACUCUCCACGUCAACAACACAAGUCUGACCCGUAUAACUCAGCACACCUGCGAGAUAACCCCUCCCCGCUCAUGAUGCAUUCCCCUCAGAUCUCUCAGUACGCUGCUUUAGUCCAUCAGUCGCCCCCUCAGGUCAAAAAGGAACCACAGCGAGUUCCUUUAGCUCUAGGCGGCAUUAAAGAAGAAAAGCUUCCUCCGUCACCAGUGAUGCGUGGUGAGCCGUUCAGUCCAGCCAUGAGACAAGAGUCUCAUAAACACCCCGAGAGCAAACACACAAUGCAAGGGCAUGGCCAACAGAGAGCUGAUAUGAAACCACUUGAAAUUUCCCGUCCUGUCAUCCGCUCCUCUGAACAGAGCGAUCAGCCACCUUCCAUGCAGGACAAAGACAAAUUCAAACAAGAACCCAAGACACCCGUGGCUCCUAAAAAGGUACAGGAUGUGAAACUGAAGAAUAUGGGUUCCUGGGCGAGCCUGGCACAGAAAUCCACCUCCACUCCCUCUUCUGGUCUGAAGUCGUCCAGUGACAGCUUCGAGCAGUUCCGGCGUGCAGCCCGGGAGAAGGAGGAGCGAGAGAAAGCCCUCAAGGCUCAGGCUGAGCAAGCUGAAAAAGACCGUCUGCGCAGGGAACAAGAGAAACUGAGGGGCCGAGAUGACGAGGAGUCCAUGGAAUCUGCCAGAAGGUCCCAGGAGGAGCCCCGCAGGCGGCCGGAGCAACAACAGGUCCAGCCCCCUCAGCAGCAACAGCAGCAGCAGCACCAAACUCAAGCUCAAGCCCAGAACCCGGCUCAGCCGCCCUCUGCCCCACAGCCCUCUCAAGCCCCGCCCCAGUCCCCCGCCUCUUCCCAGAGUGCACUUGACCAGCAGAGGGAGCUCGCACGUCGCCGGGAACAGGAGAGGAGGAGGAGAGAGGCGAUGGCAGCUACCAUUGACAUGAAUUUCCAAAGUGAUUUGAUGGCUAUCUUUGAGGAGAACUUGUUCUAAAGUGCAAGAGGAAAAGAGAAACUGCAACAAAAAAAACCCAGAUCACGGAUUCCUGAACACGGACAGAAUGGACUUGUAAAGCAGUAAGGGACAAAAAUCCCAUCUGACCACAAGAAACCCUGAAGAGGCUGAAAUAGCAAUGCAUAAGCUGAGGCCCCGUGAGGGAGGCUGUAGCGCUUCUUUUGCCUUAGCAGAAAGAGGGACCCUCACACUGGGACGUCAUGGCCUCUCGGGCAUUCCUCCUGGAUUUGGCAUUGCAACCACGGCAGGAAAGAGAGGACUCGUGUGACUCUAAUUCAGAAAAUGGGAGCAAUGGACAAUGCGAUCGACAGAGGAAUAUCUGAAGGACAAGAAAACUGAAAUGUACUGAUUAUCUGUAGUACGGCAUCCAGCGACUGCCAAAUGUCUGAGGGGGAUUUGUUUUCAUGUUUCGUUUCCCUUCCAUCGUUUUGUUUUCGCUAUAUCCUUUCCCCCUUUUUUCGCGAAAAAAGCAAGCAAGCAGGCAAAUGGCAGGAUGGGACUGGGGGCACUUAAGAUCUUCCUCGGGAGAGGAAGUACAGCUCGCCUUACACCGCUGACAACACAAACAAUAUUCACCAGGGGCUGUGAUCAAUGACUAAAUAUGGUGUGUUUCGCACUGUUAUCAUGUGCAGAUUUUUCAUUACGUAGGAUCUACUGUACAAAGGUAUUUUCUUAAUUACUGUUUUGGUUGAUUGGUUGGCUGUUUCUUUUCUUUUUUUUAAUAUUUUUAACUCUCGUACCAACACCUCACCCCCUCUGAUGUAUGUCUAUGCCAAACACACAUAUCCUUUUAUGCCGAUAGCAGAGACCCGAAACGCUUCACUUAACGUCUUUCUUAAUAUAUAAAUCUAUUUUCUUGUUCUCCCCACUCGUCAUUAAAAAUUUAGGUAGUCUUGUAGAAAAUAAACCCUAAUAUAUGCAUUAUUCUGACAAGUGUUAAUUGAGGACAGAAACGGAGAUAUGCUUUCAUUAUUCAUUGUUUUCACGCGAACCUGGUGAUGAAUCCUAUCGCAGGCCGGAGCGCUGAUCUAUAAGGGGCAGUUUCUGAGUAUCGUUUAGUUUGAAUAUAAUUUAAAGAAUACAGUAACUAUUUUAAGUGUAUUAUACGUAUAGAAGGAAAACGCGCAAGUCUGUGCAACUGGUACAUGUACAUUUGCAACGUCAUGUCAACACCAGGCAAAUUUGGCUCUUGGGAACACACUCGGCUGGUCACUGCAUGACUCCUUUCUUUUCACCGAUCAUUUUAUUACAACUGCACAGAGAGAACUCUGUAUGCUGUACUAGAUAUAAUGAUAAAAAGUUUGAAACAAAAAAGCAAAAAAAAGGAAAAACCGUUCUGAUUUAUCAUUGUUCUUGUUCGAUUCUAGUAGAUGUGUUCUAAUUCUGUUAUUUGACUCCGCAAGGGGGGCGGGGGCACAAUUUGAGACCUUGGCAGGCCCUCUGAGUUUUCUCUUAUAGUGUUUUCUCCAGUGCCUGUAUUGUAUUGCGAUUCUAGUUGGCAUAUAUUACGUUCUGGGAGGGCUAGGGAGGGGCUGUGCGGUUCGAAAGAAAUUUGGGGUUUAAGGGAGAGUUUGUGUUUAAAAGACAAAAAAGGAAAGUCGACAUUUGAUAUUUUACCCAUUUACAAUAUUCAGGUUUAAAUCUAGUUUUAGCUGGACUUAUUAAGUAUACGCCAAGCGACUAUGUUUUCGUUUUCUCAAAACUGCUAUGAGGACGCAUUCGAGCAGCCACAUCAUCAGUGUGUAUGUGAAUGUUUGGAUGUCAUGUCGGUAUGUGGCGGGGGGAGGGUGCUCUUACCUGGAGGUUUGAAUCGCAGCAACACUUCAUUUAAACAAUAUGCUUUGCAAACUGUUUUUUUUUUUGUCAUGAAGUCCACUUAUAUAAAUAUCUCAUUUUUUCCUUUGGUUAAUUUGGUCUGUAAAAGUUCAAAGAAGAGAAACACUUCAUUCCUUCGAGCCUUUAAAUGUAUUUUCAUUUUUCCAUGGUAACAGUUGGACAUUAUGUGCCAUAGAUUUGGAUUCUCCAGAGAAUGUGCUGACCUGCAGCUCAGCAGAGAGUUUGCUUUAUUCAGGUAUUUUGUUCAUUUGUUUUUGUUUUGUUUUUUCUUUUGGGUUUGUUUAACAUUUUCCUCGAUUACUGUUUGGUUAUGUGUGUGGGCUAUCGAGGUCAAUGGUUCAAUCUGUUAUGAUCAUGAAAUAAACUCAUCUCUUUUAUAGAAAAUUAAAUGAAA
Molecule: messenger RNA, 7546 nt
Organism: Triplophysa rosa
Lineage: Eukaryota; Metazoa; Chordata; Actinopteri; Cypriniformes; Nemacheilidae
Gene: brd4
Product: bromodomain containing 4
Exons: 19
Coding region: 547-5295 (1582 amino acids)
Biological process (GO): positive regulation of transcription elongation by RNA polymerase II; chromatin remodeling
Cellular component (GO): chromatin; nucleus
Source: RefSeq, a predicted model, not a curated record